Messenger RNA from Canis lupus familiaris (dog), 1710 nucleotides. RefSeq lists its product as uncharacterized. The coding region runs from base 402 to 1043 and encodes 213 amino acids. The record is from RefSeq and is a predicted model, not a curated record. NCBI's taxonomy places the organism in Eukaryota, Metazoa, Chordata, Mammalia, Carnivora, Canidae. The transcript has 6 exons.
UAGCUCCUUGUCCUCCUCCACCUCCUCCUUCUCUCUUCCUCACCUUCUCUUUCCUGGGAGCACCUGGGUAGUGUUCACUAGGCAAGUGCUCCAACACCCUAGUUGAUUAACUCAGGAAAAAAUAGAAGCUAUUAUUUAUUGAUCAAUCUGUGCCCCACAUGAAUGAAGUUCAUGUGUUCUUUCUUUAGUCCUUACAAACAGUCCUGUGAGUAUUAUUAUCCCAACUUUCCAGCUCUGGAAACUGAGGCGUAGGAAGAGAAGGCAACUUGCCCGAAGUCACAGCUGAGGACAGUAAUUAAGAAUGACCCCUUAUGCCAGUAAACACCCCUGGGAUUCUCAGACUUACCCCAGGAGGUACAACUCCUUAGAAAAACACCGAUGAGAGAUCAGACAUCAGGAUUAUGCAGUUGGAGCAGGAAGAGGAAUGUGGCCUCACAGGUCACUCCGUGGCUGCCAGAAACCACCGGUCCCCAUUGUGCACAAGUCCUCCAAAGUCAACCUUGUCAUUACGCAGAUGCUGUCAGAGGCCGUGUCUGAACACCAUGCCAAAACAACCAGUCCAGAAGGAACAUUCGGUCAAUCUGUCUUGUCAGAAAGCCAAAAAAGAAGACAUUUGUUCGACUGAAUUCAUGGUUACAAGAGCUCACGUAGUCAACAGCCACCACAACAAAAAUGUGUCCAUUCCCCCCCUCCCAAGAUCUUCGUCUUAUCUCCAUAACCACUGUGGAAAGCAGUUGAGGGCAAGAACUGUGUCAUCUUCUUCAUCACACUGGAUCACCCUUCUGGGGUCCCAUGUGGCCAGAUUCACCUGGAAGCCUGGGGACCCAGAGCCUGUGGAUGUAAUGCAUUUCUGUCAGCCUCCCAGAACACAGAAGACUCUAGAAGAGUGGAAAGUAGAGCCAGAGGAACAGACAGAAGCGCUGAGCUGGAGCUGUGUUUCUUCAUCUCCAAGAAGAGGGGUGGGGGGUGAGGUGGGGGUAGAGGGUGGUACAGUGAAAUCAUGGAUGCAGAAGGACUUUGGAAAAUGUCAAGCCUUUGUGUAAGGCAGCAUUGCUUAUUGUUUCUAACAGUCUUUGUCCCAUGCCAAGCAUUUCAGGAGGGCGCUGAGCUCUCCAAAUCACCCUCCUGAACUCCGUGGCAUACCUUUGAACCAAGCCUUAUCAGUCUGUUUAAAGAAAUGCUCUCGCUCUCACUCUCUCUUUCUCUCUCCUACUAAUGUAAGAAGCACCUCAGGAGGUUAAAGACCUGUCUUGACUGGAAGAAAGAAUCACUGUUUUCCACAGACACAGAUUUAUUUAAUGGGAUUUGGGUUGUGCAGGGGUGUUUUGGUCAUCUGAAGGGAUUUUUCUAUUCUCAGGACAUGAAAGUAACUGCUAUGAAAUAAAAUUUGACUUGACUAUUACGUCACAAGAAGUAAACAUCAUCUGUUGGCCUGAUGGCUUGGAUGCCUCUCUCUAAACUGCUUCUGCCAAAGGCUUUGAAAUGUUUGCUUUUGGGCUGGAUUCAACCAUCAGAAUAUUUAGAGAAGCACAUGCUGAAGCCCCACAAAGCAGAUCCCUCUCUUGGUGAAGAUAAACCUGCAAAGCUGUGGUUUUCUCGAAGCCGCAGAAACAUGUCUCGUUCCUUCUUCCACCGCUGCUCCCUCUAAAUGUUAUCAAAAGCAAAGGUCUUUCUUUGUUAUUGCUGCAGAUGUACAGUUUUAGCAGUAGA